Plasmopara halstedii is the source of this 159-nucleotide messenger RNA. RefSeq lists its product as uncharacterized. The transcript is spliced from 2 exons. The record is from RefSeq and is a predicted model, not a curated record. The coding region runs from base 1 to 159 and encodes 52 amino acids. NCBI's taxonomy places the organism in Eukaryota, Oomycota, Peronosporomycetes, Peronosporales, Peronosporaceae.
AUGGACCAGAAGGCGCAUCCUAAACAUGGCUCGUCAGGGUAUUGGUCAGAUGGUGAGACUGUCAAAGAGUCAACGUGUCUCCAUCGUCAGGAAUGUUCUCGAGGGUCUGCCGCAGUUCGAUGGAUAUCCAUAAAUGUGGGUGGCGGAAUUCCAGUAUAA